AUGAAAUUAGGAUAUAACGAAAUAAUGAUAGUAUCAAUGUACUUUGAUGAUAUUAAAGAUUUUAUUAAUUUAGAAAUUGGAAUUAAAAGAUUUCAAGGAAAUAUGGAACGAUUUCAUUUUAAUCCAAUUCCAUUAAAUAAAUAUUCAAGAAGAUUAUUUACUAAUAUUGAAACAUUUCAUAUUUAUAAUUAUACUGAUGAAGAAUUUAAAGAUGGAAGAAUAUUUAAACAAGUAAUAUGGUAUAAAGUAUAUUAUUCAACAUAUUUAAAAGAGAAAAAACAAGGAAAUAUCUGUAAAAAUAUAGAAUAUACAAAAGAAGAUAGAAAUACAUAUGGAAAUACAAUACCAUCAGAAGUUAAAUCACUUGGAUAUAAAUGUUUUGAUGAAUGUUAUUCAUUAAAAUCAAUUAAUAUACCAUCAUCAAUUAAUGAAAUAGAGCUGAUUGUUUUAAAGAUGUUCAUCAUUAAAAUCAAUUAA
This is a messenger RNA of Entamoeba dispar SAW760, 477 nucleotides long. RefSeq lists its product as uncharacterized. The transcript has a single exon. The record is from RefSeq and is a predicted model, not a curated record. The coding region runs from base 1 to 477 and encodes 158 amino acids. NCBI's taxonomy places the organism in Eukaryota, Evosea, Mastigamoebida, Endamoebidae.